CUGUGCAUGUUGUUGAUGAUCUGUGUUUGCAAUAUAUUUUCAUUUUUGUGCAAAUUGUAAUUGAGACAAAAUGUCCCGGGGCUCAAGUGCUGGAUUUGAUCGGCACAUUACCAUUUUCUCUCCAGAAGGUAGACUCUACCAAGUAGAAUAUGCGUUCAAGGCCAUAAAUCAAGGUGGUCUCACGUCAGUCGCAGUUCGUGGCAAGGACUGUGCAGUGGUAGUUACACAGAAGAAAGUCCCGGACAAGCUGUUGGAUGCUUCUACUGUCACACACCUCUUCAGAAUCACGGAAAACAUAGGCUGCGUGAUGUCAGGAAUGACAGCCGACAGCAGGUCUCAAGUUCAGAGGGCACGUUACGAAGCUGCCAACUGGAAGUAUAAAUAUGGUUAUGAGAUCCCGGUGGACAUGCUGUGUAAGAGAAUCGCUGACAUCUCGCAGGUUUACACACAGAAUGCAGAGAUGAGGCCGCUGGGCUGCUGCAUGAUAGUGAUUGGUGUGGAUGAAGAGUUUGGGCCUCAGGUGUACAAGUGUGACCCAGCCGGAUACUACUGUGGGUUUAAGGCCACAGCUGCCGGCGUCAAACAGACAGAGGCCACGAGUUUCUUAGAGAAGAAGGUGAAAAAGAAACUGGACUGGACCUUUGAGCAAACUGUCGAGACAGCAAUCACCUGUCUGUCUACGGUCCUUUCCAUUGAUUUCAAACCAUCUGAGCUCGAGGUGGGAGUUGUUACAACAGACGACCCGAAGUUCAGAAUUCUCUCAGAGUCUGAGGUGGAUACCCAUUUGGUGGCCCUGUCUGAGAGAGACUGAAGUUUGCAGGACCAGAUGGUGACAGAGAGUACUUGCUUCAGACGUGUAGGGGCACGCUGCAAAAAUGGUUCAACACUUGUUUGAUGUAUAUUAACCCUGUUCCAUUAAAGACAUUUUU
This is a messenger RNA of Chanos chanos (milkfish), 929 nucleotides long. RefSeq names its product proteasome 20S subunit alpha 6b (gene psma6b). Gene Ontology annotation, cellular component: proteasome core complex, alpha-subunit complex; proteasome core complex. The transcript has 7 exons. Gene Ontology annotation, biological process: ubiquitin-dependent protein catabolic process. The record is from RefSeq and is a predicted model, not a curated record. The coding region runs from base 71 to 811 and encodes 246 amino acids. Lineage: Eukaryota; Metazoa; Chordata; Actinopteri; Gonorynchiformes; Chanidae.